AAGAAAUCCCAAGAUUGGGUUUUUUGAUUCUUGAUUUUUGGUGGGGUGAUUGAUUCUUGAAGAAAUAAUCAAAGAGACAAUGGGUGUUUCUAAUGAGAACAAUCCUAUUAUGACUAAACCCACAAAUGGUCAAGAAAUGGGAAGCAGAAAGUUUGGAGUGGAGACGAGGAACAAUCGAAGAGCAUUGGGUGUGAUUAAUCAGAAUUUUGUUGGAGUUAAUCAAUAUCCUUGUGUUGUUAACAAGAGAGGAAUAUCUGAAACUAAUGGGAUCUGUAACAAGAAUCCUCCUAUUCCAGCUCAUAGACCAAUUACAAGGAAAUUUGCUGCACAAAUUGCUAGCUCCCAGCAGCAUUAUCUUGAGGAAACCAAGAAACCAAAAUUAGCAGCUGAAAAUUUUAGUGUAUGGGAGGAUGUACCUAUAAUAGAUGUUGAUGAAUAUGAAGCAGCAAAAGACCAGCCUGUUCCUAUGUCUUUGGAACAAACUGAGACAGUGUCACAUGACAACAAGACUCAAAUGGAGAUUGAGAUGGAGGAUAUAUUCGAGGAGACCGCGAUAGAUAUUGACAGUGAUGAUGCAAAGAACCCGCUUGCAGCUGUUGACUAUGUGGAAGAUCUGUAUGCUUACUACUCAAAAAUGGAAGUCAGCAGCCGUAUAUCGCCAGAUUAUAUGGCACAACAGUUUGACGUAAACGAGAGGAUGAGAUCUAUACUAAUAGACUGGCUCAUUGAGGUACAUCACAAGUUUGAUCUAAGGGAAGAGACAUUAUUCCUAACUGUUAACUUGAUAGAUAGAUUUUUGGAGAAGCAAUCUGUUGUGAGAAAGAAGCUACAGCUUGUUGGACUGGUUGCCACGCUACUCGCGUGUAAGUAUGAGGAGGUUACUCUCCCUGUGGUGGAUGAUUUGGUGUUCAUUUCGGAUAAAGCAUACGCAAGGAAGGAGGUUCUUGAACUGGAAAAAUUGAUGCUCAACACACUCCAGUUUAAUAUGUCUGUUCCAACACCAUAUGUUUUUAUGAGGAGAUUUCUCAAGGCUGCUCAAUCGGAUCAAAAGCUUGAGCUACUUUCAUUCUUCUUGAUCGAGCUUUGCCUUGUGGAAUACGAAAUGCUUAAAUUCCCACCAUCCUUUAUCGCUGCUGCUGCAAUCUUUACAGCUCAGUGCACACUUUACGGUGUUAAACAAUGGAGCACGACGUGUGAGUUGCAUACAAAAUACUCAGAAGAUCAACUUCUGGAGUGCUCGAGAUUGAUCGUGGGGUUCCACAAAAAUGCAGCAACAGGGAAACUAACAGGGGUACAUAGAAAGUACAACACAUCUAAAUUUGGUCAUGCAGCAAAAUGUGAGCCGGCUCAUUUUCUUCUUGAGCAGAACCAAUAAGAGGACGGACGGGACGUACAUGUAUAGUUUUUACUAACUUUACGUGACAUCUGUAAUCGGGUUGGUCUGAUUUAUGAUAUGGUUUUGGGGCAUUAAUGGAGUUACUCUACUUAAAAUAACUCAGCAACUGCUGUUGCCCCGGGGAAUUUGACAACUUUUACUUGGAUUAUAGCAUAGCUCAUUGUAAAACAACUUUGGGUUGUUUCUGUUCAGCUUGGAACAUAACUGAAUUGAGUU
Molecule: messenger RNA, 1612 nt
Organism: Solanum verrucosum
Lineage: Eukaryota; Viridiplantae; Streptophyta; Magnoliopsida; Solanales; Solanaceae
Product: G2/mitotic-specific cyclin-2-like
Exons: 11
Coding region: 80-1375 (431 amino acids)
Biological process (GO): regulation of cyclin-dependent protein serine/threonine kinase activity; mitotic cell cycle phase transition
Cellular component (GO): nucleus; centrosome; cytoplasm
Molecular function (GO): cyclin-dependent protein serine/threonine kinase regulator activity
Source: RefSeq, a predicted model, not a curated record